AUGCAAAGCAAAGGUCCGGUUAUUCUUGAGGCUACAAGGAGUACGUUGACAAACAAGUACAAUGAAUCUGAACCAGAGUUAUUCACCUUCAUAACCGGUACUCUUACCGAAGUAGAUCAAAGACGUGUACCAUGCCCCUCCAGGAGUGGUAGACAACCGGAACAAUGUGACUUGGGCAGUGAACAGGGCAACUUGAUACCUGAAUCGAGUAACCAUGAUUGCCAGGUUUGGGCCUUCUGCGAACGACAUGGACAAGAAUCCGCCACCCGAGAAUACGCAAGCCAACCACAAAGUGACACCCAGCGGCCAAUGAGUCGCAGCAAGAAGAUCAGCAGGAUUCAAAAGCGUAUCAAUGAUCUACAACGAGAGUAUAUGGAGGUAGCCACGAGAUUCCUUGUCGAUGAAUUCGAUAUGAUCAUCAUCUCCAGGUACCCGGUGAGCCUGAUGACCCAGAAGGUACAGGGAUACAAGAAACGAAAGAUAUCAGCAGAGACGGCUAGGAAGAUGCUGACAUGGUUGUCAGCUGAUUCAGGUCAAGGUCCCAGAUCAUGUAUAUUUUCACGACAUGUACGUAGACUGUAUCCGUUUACCAGCCACUAUAGGCACCGGGAACAAAGAUGCAAGCCAUUUUCAGCAAGGGCAUCUGCUCACGAUGCAAACCUGAAUCUAAUUUUCGGGUUGGAGAACCUUGAGUAUGUAUGCAAACGCGAGCUCUUUGAUAAGUUGUGUAUGACUAACUCGGGCCUAUCGAUGCAAGAUUGGCGCAAAAGUGGUGGUAAACGACAAAGAAAACUUACCAGGCGAAAUCUCGUGAUGCGAAUUUCUCAUCAAGAUGAAGAGGUCAUUAUGGAAGAAGCAGAGGCACUCUGUAUCGAGAUCGUAUUAGCAUACGGAGAUGCAUGUUUCGAUGCCAACCACAUUGAGAAGCAAAUACAUGGGGAGAAGACAAGGCACUUGGAUGAAUGA
Lichtheimia ornata is the source of this 966-nucleotide messenger RNA. RefSeq lists its product as uncharacterized. Lineage: Eukaryota; Fungi; Mucoromycota; Mucoromycetes; Mucorales; Lichtheimiaceae. The transcript has 4 exons. The record is from RefSeq and is a predicted model, not a curated record. Bases 1 to 966 code for a protein of 321 amino acids.